Messenger RNA from Salmo salar (Atlantic salmon), 3549 nucleotides. RefSeq lists its product as uncharacterized. The record is from RefSeq and is a predicted model, not a curated record. NCBI's taxonomy places the organism in Eukaryota, Metazoa, Chordata, Actinopteri, Salmoniformes, Salmonidae.
AGAGUUUUUGAAAGAGAGGGUGUGUUCUGUGUUCUAGCCCACCUCCGCCAACCAAUCGACUGUCACUAGUCAUCGAUGAUGCACUGACGUGACUCGCAUCUCAGUAUAUAAAAGUUGAGCUACACCCUUCAAACCACUUGAGUCAUCCCACAGACACUCCUAGGAAAACAAGCCAGCCUUCUUGGGAACAGAAGCACAGAGCACAGCAGUACACGUUCUCUCAUCUCUCCCUCGAUGCCUAUCUCUGAUCUCAGGAUGUGGACUCUACUGCUUGGGGUCAUUUUGGGACUUCUGGCACCUGUUCAGUCCGACCCUGUUCCUGCCUCGACAGAACUUCCAGCUCUGGCUGCUGGAGAUUUUAUUGGGGAAACUUUCAAGUUCUUCAAUAAGCUUGUAGUGGGUCCCCCGGAUGCCAACAAUGGAACAUCCAGCAGUGAUGAAACACUGGACCUAGAUCAUCUGGUGACCCCUGACCCUGUGACAUCUGACCCGGAAGACCAGCUGCCCACCUUUGACCCAGAGGAGUGCAGCACAGAUGAGACAGAGGGCAGCACUACAGAAGGCAGCAUGAAAGACUCCACUUCGGGACAAGACGACGAAGGGGAGCUGUUUGACGCCAACCUUAAACCUAACUUUAACCUCCGCUCCAGUCCAAUUCCUCACCCCAGUCCAACUCCUCAUCCCAGUCAAAGCAACACAGAGGACAAUUAUGAAAAGUACGACUAUGAUUCCAAUCCAAGUGAUAGACCUGAUUCAUCAGAGGAAGAUGAAAUGGGCCUGAUCCUGGAUACUGAAAGCCCCACAGUAGAGUUUGUCCCCACAGCAGAGUUUGUCCCCACAGCAGAGUUUCUCCCCACAGCAGAGUUUGUCCCCACAGCAGAGUUUAACCCCACCACAGAUUUUCAGAUGGAUUUGGAGGAUGUUAACGCAAUCCUUGACCCUAACCCCAGCCCCAGUCCUUAUCCAACUCAUGAUGCUAGCACCACAACAGAGCUAGAGGAGUUCAAGGACGAUAUAUUCAGACCAAACUUUGUCCCCAGCCCUAGUCGUGUACCGGAUCCCAGCCCCAGCCAUAGUCCCAUCUCAGAGUUUGAAGAAGAAGACCUGUUACCUCUUAGCCAUGAUCCAAGCUUUAGUACCACCUCCAGACCUAGCCAAAGUCGAGGGACCAGCCAUACACCUAGUUCUAAACUAACCAGUAUGACAGGCUUGGAGGAAGGCGGGGCUGCGAAGAUGAAUACAGAGCUGGCCUUCACCUCAACCACCAGUUCUGCUGCACCUACAAUAGUCAGGAUGAAUUCAGACAUCGAAGGGUCAGGGUCGGGAUUCCUGCCUCAGAGUAGCACCACAGUAGCAGCCCCUGCUGGUGAGGAGGACCAAACAGACAAUUCCCUAGUCGAUAAGCCAUUAAUUGAAACAAGGACAAGAAUUCAAGGCACCAAUAGGCUUGCUCUACCAAGGGAGGAACCGGCAGUGGAUACCUCUACAGUUCUUCAUGAUGCAGCUGCUGUAAAACCAACCCCAUCCGGACAACAUGAUUCAUAUACAUCGGGUUGGUUGAUCAUCGUUGCCUUCGUCGCAGGCGUUGCCGUCUUGGUCGUAAUCUGUGUUGCCAUAGGUACCAGAGACAGGUGGAAUGCACCGGCCCAGGCAUCUGAGAAGAAGGUCGCCAGAGCGAGCUCAGGAGAUGAGAAGGCGGAGCGGGAAAUGGAGAGGUUUCUGUCUAAAGAGAGGCCAAGGGAAAAUGUCCACGCUGGAGAGUACACUGUUAUACUUCUGGAGGACGUCCCAGAGAAAGAGCCGCUGGACUGAGACGGACCAAGGAGAUGCAGAACGGGGACAAAAUAAGAACAACUGGCACCUUAGAAAUAGAAUGGAACGGGUCUCCCCAUUUUAGUCAAUGGUGGCAUAAUGGGUGGCAUAAUGGGUGGCAUUAUGGGUGGCAUAAUGGGUGGACCCCCCCCCCCCAUUCUUGACACACACGGGAAACUGUUGAGUGUGAAAAACCCAGCAGCGUUGUAGUUCUUGACACAAACGGGUACACCUGGCACCUACCCCGUUCAAAGGCACUUAAUAUUUUGUCUUGCCCAUUCACCCUCUGAAUGGCACACAUACACAAUCCAUGUCUCAAUUGUCUCAAAGCACAAUCCAGUCUCCUCCCCUUCUUCUACACUGAUUGAAGUGAAUUUAACAAGUGACAUCAAUAAGGAAUCAUGGCUUUCACCUGGAUUCACCUGGUCAGUCUAUGUCAUGGAAAGAUUUCUCACAGCAGGAAAAUAAUCCUGCAGCAACUGGAAAUGUGAAUUAUUGUGUGGAUUAUAAUUAAUGGACAUUUUUGUAGGGGUUGAUAAUGCAUUUUGUAGUUACGGCAAAUCAAGUCUGACAUUUUUAAGUGGAAAUGACAAACUUUAGAACUCUUUUUAAACUUUGAAUAACUACAAGUUUGCAUUUCCUACCUUGCAGGAAAUUUGCUGCAACAACCGGGUGAUCAAAUUAAGACCCUACAUCUGUAGCUAGUGAUACAGGAUUCUAUGACUAUGAAUGGAGACAUUAUAGAAUGUACGCGGGACACGUCUGUGGCGUGUGAGUUUGAACUGUCCCUUUGACCUUUGGUAGCCCAGAUAAGUCAGGUUGAUAAACACCUGUACCGAUGGGCUAUGGAUAAACACGUUGCUAUAUCUCUGUUGACAUUAUGUAUAUUAUUAAAGUUACAAACAAGGUCAUACUGAAUUACUAAUUCUCACUCACCGACCAGUGUUGUUGUUAUUGGUGUUGUUGUUGGUGGUGUUGUUGUUGUUAUUGGUGUUGUUGUUGGUGGUGUUGUUGUUGUUAUUGUUGUUGUUUUUGUUUUGAUAUUGCACUAUUUUUUUAUCAACAAAUCUUAUUUGUGUACAUGUUUUUGAUCAUCCUGUAAAAGAAAAUACAGAAUCCUUACAGAAUAUAAAUGAAUGUCUUUCUAGAUGUUUCAUAGUGACACGUACACUCAGGGACUCACAUAAGUGCUACACAGACAGAAUAAGUCAAGUAUAGUAGAAAGUGAAGUCUUAAUACCAACCUACUUAGAGCCCAGCUUUUCACAGCAUUUCCACGGGGUGUAAAAUCCUGCUGACUUGUGGCAUUACAUAUUAUUCAGAUGAAUGCCGGUAUGUGAGUUAUAGUAAGUAUAAUAUACUUUAAACUUCAUGUUGAUUUGUUUAAAGCACUCAGUGUUCUUCUAGUGUUAGACAGUUGUAUGAUUCUCAUUGCAUAGCUACUGCUACAGUAUAACGGAUGCAUUUUUAAAUCAUUACAACACUUCAUUAGUCAGCUACACUAAAUGGAAUGUAGUUUCUCCCUUCUAUUUCCAUGUCUGUUCAUAUAAAGUGUACUGCAGAUCAUUUUAAACUGAGCACUAACUACAGCUACUAGGGUUUAACUACAACUACUACUACCAUGCUUUGCUACUCUGAUAAGUCAUGAAAGAAAGUAUCAGUUUUGAAUUUUUUAUUUCAACAUUUAUUGGUUUCCAUAAUUAUAAGUACACAAGAAGUAGUAAAACACUUUACCACA